AAUCAUUGAUGUUCAACUCGUCUAAUGGCAUCAAAGCAUUGCCUUUUGCCCUUUGUCGACUAUCUUGUACCAUAUUCCCUCCCCUUCCCCCCAUUGACUCACUGCUAUCUCUCUUUCCCUCUCUCUAAUGACGCUUAGCUCAGAUGGAUCGAGUGUCGUGGUGCCUCGGAACUUCCAAUUGCUGGAGGAGCUUGAGCGUGGAGAAAAAGGUAUCGGAGAUGGUACUGUCAGCUAUGGAAUGGAUGAUGGAGAUGAUAUUUACAUGCGCUCUUGGACCGGCACCAUUAUCGGUCCUCUCAAUACCGUACAUGAAGGUCGAAUCUAUCAGCUGAAGCUGUUCUGCGAUAAAGAUUAUCCAGAGAAGCCUCCAAGCGUCCGUUUUCAUUCAAGUAUCAACAUGACUUGCGUUAACCAUGAAACGGGGCUGGUCGAAUCAAAGAAGUUUGGACUUCUCGCAAAUUGGCGAAGGGAAUAUACUAUGGAGGAUAUAUUGACACAGCUGAAAAAGGAGAUGGCAGCCUCACAUAAUCGAAAGCUGGUCCAACCUCCCGAGGGUACCUACUUCUAGCUCUCAAAUUUGUAUAUCGAUAUUCUGGAUCUAAUUUUAUUUGUGGUUAUGCAAUAUAUAGUUUGUAAUGCUUGUUGAUCCUUUAUAAGAACAAAUCGUGGAAUUGGUCAAAACGCUUAUCGAUUACUUCUCGGCUUCAUGUUCUUGAAUGGAAGCUGUUUCUCUAAUGCAAUUUUAUUCAUGUUCCAAAGCA
Molecule: messenger RNA, 761 nt
Organism: Gossypium arboreum
Lineage: Eukaryota; Viridiplantae; Streptophyta; Magnoliopsida; Malvales; Malvaceae
Product: ubiquitin-conjugating enzyme E2 variant 1C-like
Exons: 4
Coding region: 128-568 (146 amino acids)
Biological process (GO): DNA damage tolerance; protein K63-linked ubiquitination
Cellular component (GO): nucleus
Source: RefSeq, a predicted model, not a curated record